Molecule: messenger RNA, 348 nt
Organism: Rotaria sp. Silwood2
Lineage: Eukaryota; Metazoa; Rotifera; Eurotatoria; Philodinida; Philodinidae
Source: the annotation of a GenBank genome assembly
AUGUCUAAUAAUAUAUCAUCGGAAUAUUCUGCAUGUAUAACAACAGUAUCAACUGAUGAAAUAGCACGUAAAUUAGCUCGUUCAUUGGUUGAAUCUCAUCUUGCUGCUUGUGUUAAUAUAAUUCCAAAUGUUCAAUCGAUUUAUGAAUGGAAAUCAAAGAUUCAUGAAGAUAAUGAAAUUAUUUUAAUGAUUAAAACUCGACAUGAAUAUGUUCCUCAAUUAAUUGAAUUUGUUAAAAAAAAUCAUCCAUAUGAAAUACCAGAAUUAAUUGAAUUACCAAUUAAAAAUGGAAAUCUUGAUUAUCUUAAAUGGAUUGAUGAAAUCGUCAAACAAAAAUCCUCAACAUAG